AUGUCGCAACAAGCCUCGCUCCAGUCCUUCUUUACCCAGUCUUCUCAGCAAGGGACAGCCCCCCCGCAGAACAGGAAUACUCCGGUUCCCGACCCAACCCCAUCCGGAGCUCAGGAACAAGAAUUCUCCUCGACCUUUGCAACAGAAUCCGACUACAACGACCCAUACCAACCGAGAAUUGACUACCUCUACCCGAGCGUUGUCCCCCAGGACACUCACACCCAGACGGACCUGAACUAUAUUACCUGGGCCAUCAGACAUGCCACCAGCCGAAUCUGCCCACCCUCCGACAGGAUUGAAAUCCUCGAAGAGCAAACGACUACACUCCGGAGAACAGUGGAUACACUGAAGCACCAAAUCGAGGCGCAGACAAAUAUGAUCAGUAACAUGCAUUCAGCGAUCCACCUUCUCCUCAACAAACAACCGCAGCAACCGCAGCAACCACAACAAAACCAACAACAGCAACAACAGCAACAACAGCGAAAACCACAACAACCGCAGGGACAGAGAAUGCCCCCUCCAGCGGUCCCCCAAACAGUUCCCCAAGCAGCGCCUCAGGCAGCUCCUCAGGCCCCCCCACCCGCACCCCCCCAACAAGCCCCACCCCGUGGAUGGAAAGCAGGCACCUGGGCCGCCGUGGCCUCGGCACCCGGUCCUGCUCAAGGAAAUUUCCAGGUUGUUGAGAGAAGAAAGAAGUCCGCAAAGCCAAAAGCGGACCCUCUCUUCAAGCCAGAAUAUACCAAAAUCAACAGAGAAAUCAUUGUUGAAACCACUGCCCCAUCCGACGUCAAUCCCUCCGAGAUCAGGACCCUAGUCAAUGCAAGAAUUCAGGACGAAUCCUGCCACUUCAUUUCAGCAAGGAGAACACCCAAGGACAACUUUAUCCUGGAAACAAAGUUUGUCACCCCAGCAACAAAGGCAAUGGAAUAUGUCAAAGAAAUGGAGGAGGUUCUCCUCACCCUACAAGUACCAGUCGCCAUCAUCCGGACAAACUCCAAAUGGUCAAAGUUCCUUAUUCACGGAAUCCCCACAACGGUCGGAGAAGGCGUCGAGGCAGGACAACUGGUAGCAUCCGAAAUUAGAAGCAAUUAUGGAGAUAACUUCCAACUUGCCCAAGUUCCCCGCUGGAUCUCCAGAGCAGAGACUCGAAUGGAGAAAACCCACUCAUCAAUGGUCAUCGCGCUCCCAGGACAAAUUACAAUGGAAACAUCGGGACUUAAAUUCCUAUCUCUCUUCAACCGAAGCUGCCAUCUCGAGGCCUUCCUCCCAACCUUCCCGGAUACCCAGUGUGCGAAGUGCCUCGAAUACGGCCACCGCCAGGAGAAAUGUAAGAACAAUGGGAAAUGCGGCCACUGCGCCGGAGAUCACCUCACCAGUUUCCACCCAUGCAAUCAAUGCCAGGGAGGAUAUAGAUGCACCCACACCCCAAUCAGAUGUCUGAACUGUAAAGGAAUCCAUAAGGCCUCCGACCCAGCAUGCCCCGAAAGAGUUAAACGCCGAUUCCUCAACAAAGGAAAGGAAAACGCCCCACCCGCUCAAGACCCAUCGGCCGCACCCGUCCAGGAGCCUCGAACCACCGCGCUCGCACACCAACUCAACUGUGCACGGAGCGAACUUAUCACCAAUGCGGCGAUAGAAGAAGCGGAAACAGACUCUAGCAUUUAUUUCCUAUUAUUACAAGAACCAUGGACCUCAGCAGAGGGAUACCCACCAGAAUCAAAUCUCUUUUAUAUUUUUACGGCCAGCAACACCAAUACAAAAUGUGCAACAUACGUCCGCCGAAGUGGCCCCUUUGCCCAAAUAGCAAAAACAAUCCAAACCCUCGACAAUUGCCUAGUAAUGGGAGACUUCAACUGCCAUCACCAAUUGUGGUACGGAGUAACAUCACAUGAAUACAGAAACAACAUCCGAGCAGACCGCGCCAACGGUGCACGGCUAAAACAAUGGAUAACUCGACAGAAACUGACCCUCCUGAACGAACCAGGCAUCUUUACGCACUUCCCCAGAGAGAGAGGAAAAAGGCCUACAAUUAUCGACCUUACAUUUGUAAAAGGCCCAACUCUCGACCACAACCUACGAUGGAGCACUGCACCCUAUGGAGCGGGCUCAGACUACGGGAGAACCUCCGUUCACUUACACUUGGAAAAACCACCAUUCAAGCUCUUGGAGAACCAUAUGUCAAACAUUUCUCUCCCUGCAGAGGCAUGGGAAACCAAGGAACAUACGGAACAAACCCUCGACUUCUUCCUAGAACUGGUCAGGGCAACAAUCAGUGUAGUAACACCACUCUCGAAGGAAGGAGUAAGAGCCAACUCCUGGUGGUCAGAGGAAAUGAAACAAAUGAAGGCAAGGGUAAACGCGGCAGAAAGGAAGGCGAGAAAUACAAAAAAACCCAAUCACGCGGAGGAACACCGGAAGGCAUGCAGAGAAUGGACAGUCAUGAUCCGGAAAGCAAAAGCGGACCAGCGGGAAAAGACGAUGAACGAGGCGAAAGGUAGUGAAGUCUGGAGAAUCCUAAACGCAGGAAGGAGAAGAGGCACAAUCAUACCAACAAUACAAGGUGAAGAAACGUUUGCGGGGAAGUGUCAAGCUCUAAGAGCCCAACUUUUCCCCUCAAAACGGACGUCCCCCGACCACCCCCCCCUAAACAUUAGACCCCCUUCUUUUGACCUUAGCAACACCUUCGACAUAGUCACCCCCGAAGAACUUAAUAAGGCAAUCGACUCCUGUCCAGCGCACUCGGCGACCGGCCCGGAUGGCAUUCCUUACACCUUUAUUAAAGCAAUAGUCAAAGCAAAUACAACCCUAAUUCAAGACAUGUUCUCCACCAUGCUCCGGCACGGUGUACACCCAGCGGCAUGGAAAAUAGCUAAGUGUAUCCCGAUCCCGAAACCCGGUAAAGCGAACUAUCAUGAAGCAAAAGCCUACCGGCCCAUUUCCCUUCUACAAUGUUUCAGCAAAAUCCUGGAGAAGAUCGUGGCCCAAAGACUCUGUACCGCUGGAGAAAUUCUAGGCACACUCUCAGCGAAUCAAUUUGGAGGAAGACCAACCAUCUCGGCAAUCGACGCCCUGCUGAGAACCUUAACACCAAUACAACAAAACCUACUACUGAAAAACAGCACCGGAGUCGCUCGGCGAGACAGACCAGCGAUCCUAACCAAUGAUAUCCAAGGAGCAUUUAACUGCGUCGACCACCUACUCCUCGCGGAAAUCAUGCAACAACAAAAAUUCCCUACCUACUUAACAGAAUGGUGCAAGGAAUUCAAUACCGGCAGAAAACUACAGUUCCAAUUCAACCAUGAGCUAGAAGAGCCACAGCCCUAUGAUUCUGGAGUGCCGCAAGGUAGCCCCAUGUCCCCGGUGCUAUUUAUGAUCUAUGCUGGAGUAAUCCUGGACCCAACAAGCAGCCCGAAAGAGAUGGACACCACUUACACCGAUGACGAUGCGCUGGUGCAAAUAUCCAAAACACCAGGCUUCACAAUCAAGGGAAUGGAGGAACGAAUGAGAGAGAGACUAAUAAAAGCUGAGCCACUUCAAAUUAAAUACGACCCGGAUAAAUCCGACCUGAUCUUCUUCCGGCCCACCACAUCAUCCAUACAACAACCACGACUUCCGAUUCGAUACACAGCUCGCCUGCCAGGCAUAACGGUUAAAACAAUCCAUCACAUCAUAACACAAGGCUUCCUCCCAAGCCUACUCUACGGAUCCGAGGCUUGGUGGACUGGCGCAGACCACAUUAUAAGAUCCCUCGAACCACUAUAUAAUGAAGCGGCCAGGAUAAUCACCGGCCUACCACGAUGGACCAAAAGAGCUAAACUCCUCCGAGAAGCAGGCCUACCCCCCUUAGAACAUCUUCUGACAUAUCGCUCAAGAAAGUACGUAACCAGAAUACUCUGCACAGAGGCAACCCACCCCAACAAUGAAUCCCUGAUCGAGCUCCUCCCAUACAGAGAAGCAAACAUCAAAGGAACAGGCCUACACCGAAUCGCCUCCCUACUACUCCCAUACCAGACCCCCGGAAAUGCGAGAGAUAAGUGGAACCAAAAUAAACUACUACGCGACCACCUGUUGGAAGAAUGGAACACACAAUCAAUACCGAACUACCACCACCGGGGGGAAUUCCACCCCCUCCCAAGAUAG
Morchella sextelata is the source of this 4140-nucleotide messenger RNA. RefSeq lists its product as uncharacterized. Bases 1 to 4140 code for a protein of 1379 amino acids. Gene Ontology annotation, molecular function: catalytic activity. The record is from RefSeq and is a predicted model, not a curated record. NCBI's taxonomy places the organism in Eukaryota, Fungi, Ascomycota, Pezizomycetes, Pezizales, Morchellaceae. The transcript has 5 exons.